CGGCCAUCAUGAACAAGAAGCAGCAGCUGUGCCUGGGCGUGCCUGCGCCCCUGGGCUACGUGCCAGGGCUGGGCCGUGGAGCCACAGGUUUCACCACCCGCUCUGAUAUCGGCCCUGCCCGCAAUGCCAACCACCCUGUGGACAACUGGCAUGCCCCGCUGGGCAAGAGAGCAGUGGGGAACCAGAUGAACAACCAGACAGCAGAUGGGGAUGAUGGGGAUUUAAAUGACACCAGCUACGAUGAGUUCAACGGCUACGCUGGGAGCCUCUUCUCAAGUGGCCCGUAUGAAAAAGAUGAUGAAGAAGCAGAUGCCAUUUAUGCAGCUUUGGGUAAGAGGAUGGAUGAACGCAGGAAAGAAAGGAGGGAACAACGAGAGAAAGAGGAAAUAGAAAAGUACCGUCGGGAACGACCCAAAAUUCAACAGCAGUUCUCAGAUUUGAAACGGAAAUUAGCAGAGGUUACUGAGGAGGAGUGGGUGAGUAUUCCUGAGGUUGGGGAUGCCAGGAACAAGCAGCAGAGGAAUCCUCAUUAUAAGAAGCUGACUCCUGUCCCCGACAGCUUCUUUGCAAAGCAUUUGCAGUCAGGGGAGAAUCACAUUUCCGUGGGCCCACACCAGAUACAAUUUGGUGGACUGAAUACUCUGUAUCCAGGAGGUUUGAAUACUCCGUACCUGGGAGGAAUGACACCAGGCUUGAUGACACCUGGGACAGGUGAAUUGGAUAUGAGGAAGAUUGGCCAAGCCAGGAACACCUUGAUGGAUAUGAGGCUAAACCAGGUGUCGGACUCUGUGAGUGGCCAGACUGUAGUGGACCCAAAAGGAUAUUUGACAGACUUGAAUUCCAUGAUUCCCACACACGGAGGAGAUAUCAAUGAUAUCAAAAAAGCCCGUUUGCUCCUGAAAUCUGUCCGAGAGACCAAUCCUCGUCAUCCACCAGCCUGGAUAGCAUCGGCCCACCUGGAGGAGGUCACUGGCAAACUCCAGGUGGCUCGAAACCUCAUCAUGAAAGGAACAGAGAUGUGCCAGAGUGAAGAUGUUUGGUUGGAAGCUGCUCGGCUUCAGACUGGAGAUGCAGCCAAGGCUGUUGUGGCUCAGGCUGUGCAGCACCUGCCACAGUCUGUGCGGAUCUAUAUCAGAGCAGCAGAGCUGGAGAUAGACAUCCGUGCCAAGAAACGUGUCCUUAGGAAAGCCCUGGAGCACGUUCCAGACUCGGUGCGUUUGUGGAAAGCAGCCGUGCAGCUGGAGGAACCUGAGGAUGCCAGGAUCACGCUGAGCCGGGCUGUGGAGUGCUGCCCAACCAGUGCUGAACUCUGGCUGGCACUGGCAAGGCUGGAGACAUACGAGAAUGCUCAGACAGUCCUUAACAAAGCCCGGGAGAAUAUCCCGACGGAUCGGCACAUCUGGAUUACUGCUGCCAAACUGGAGGAAGCCAGUGGAAACACCCAGAUGGUGGAGAAAAUCAUUGAUAGAGCCACCACAUCUCUUCUGGCUAAUGGUGUGGAAAUCAACAGGGAGCAGUGGAUACAGGAUGCCGAGGAAUGUGGUAAAGCUGGAAGUGUGGCCACAUGCCAGGCAAUUGUGAGAGCUGUGCUGGGGAUUGGGAUUGAGGAAGAAGACUGGAAACACACCUGGAUGGAAGAUGCAGACAGUUGUGUUGCUCAUAAUGCCCUGGAGUGUGCCCGAGCCAUUUAUGCCUAUGCCUUGCAAGUCUUCCCGAGCAAGAAGGGUGUGUGGCUGCUAGCAGCCUGCUUUGAAAAGAGCCAUGGAACCAGAGAAUCCUUGGAGGCUCUUUUGCAGAGAGCUGUUGCUUGCUGUCCCAAAGCAGAGGUGCUGUGGCUCAUGGGAGCCAAAUCCAAGUGGCUGGCAGGAGAUGUUCCAGCAGCCAGAAGCAUCUUGGCCCUGGCCUUCCAGGCCAACCCCAACAGUGAGGAGAUCUGGCUGGCUGCCGUGAAGCUCGAGUCGGAGAACAGUGAGUAUGAAAGAGCAAGGAGGCUGCUGGCAAAGGCUCGCAGCAGUGCCCCCACAGCAAGGGUCUUCAUGAAGUCUGUGAAGUUGGAAUGGGUGCUUGGGAACAUUGCUGCAGCCCAGGAGCUCUGUGAGGAAGCCCUGAAGCACUAUGAGGACUUCCCCAAACUGUGGAUGAUGAAAGGACAAAUUGAAGAACAAAAAGAGCUGGUAGAGAAAGCACGGGAGGCUUAUAAUCAAGGGUUGCAGAAGUGCCCCCAUUCCAUACCCCUGUGGCUUUUGCUGUCCAGGCUGGAGGAGAAAGUUGGGCAGCUGACUAGAGCAAGAGCCACCUUAGAAAAGUCCCGCCUGAAAAAUCCAAGGAAUCCAGAUCUCUGGUUGGAGUCUGUGCGCUUGGAAUAUCGAGCUGGGCUGAAGAACAUUGCCAACACCAAGGCACUGCAGGAGUGCCCCAGUUCAGGCAUCCUGUGGUCAGAAGCAAUUUUCCUUGAAGCACGACCCCAGCGAAAGACCAAGAGUGUGGAUGCUCUCAGGAAGUGUGAACAUGACCCACAUGUCCUGCUGGCUGUGGCCAAGCUGUUCUGGAGCGAGCGUAAAAUAACCAAGGCCAGAGAGUGGUUCCACCGCACACUGAAGGUAGGCUCUGGCCUGGGGGAUGCCUGGGCCUUCUUUUACAAAUUUGAGCUCCAGCACGGCACAGAGGAACAACAGGAAGAGGUGAGGAAGCGCUGUGGGAAUGCUGAACCUCACCAUGGAGAGCUCUGGUGUGAUGUCUCCAAGGACACAGAGAAUUGGCAGAAAAAGACUGGAGAGAUUCUUGUGCUGGUGGCAGCCAAGCUGAAAAAUAUUUUCUAGGGUGUGCUGGCCUCAGCUGCCUCAGGGUUCCCUGUAGGAUUGAACCUGUUUGUGCUGCAUUUGCCUUUUCAGUGGCACAGAUGAAGGACAGUGUUGGGGGUUAGGUUUCUUUCCUUUGGUCCUUUCCCCCUAUUAUUUUCCCCCAUAAGUUGCUAGGAGUACUUCAGAAAAAUAAAAGAAGUGGCCAAAGUCAGGAGAGUAGCUGGCUGCACUUCUCCUAUCUGGGAGUUUCUCUCCAAGGGGCAGAGAUACCGUGAGAAUUGGGCAGAUAAAGGAUGGGGCUGGACCAGCUGUAGCUCUCUCAAUCUCAGUUUAGGAGGAAGAUGGCUGGAGCUGCUGCUUGGCGAAGGGAAUUGCCGUGGGAUGAGCCUCUGCUCGUGAGAGCAGCGACAGACCUGGACCUUAUUAACUGACCUGGACCUUGUUAACUCCCACCUCACUGAAAGAGGGACCUAUCCCCAUCUGCUCGGGUGCCUGGGAUGCUGAGCCCCCCUCUCCUUGCCCUGCUGAGCACUGUCCUGUCCCCGCUGUUUCUUUGGCACUGCUCCGAGGUUUCGCUGCACUGCUGUCCCUUACCCCCUGCCUGCUGACACACCCCGCGCUCCCAGCCACGGCUCCGGAGCUUCUGAUACGUCUCGUCUAACACCCUGCGAUUUUUGCUCGUUCCUGCCAUCCCAGCUGCUGUUUCCGAGCGUCCUGCAGGAGCACCGGGCCUGCGCUGCCCCAGGGUUCGUGAGCAAAGGCUCUCUGCUCCAUCCCUUCAGUCUGGGACAGAGCCAGCUGCCCUGCCCGCCGGGAGCCUGCCAGAGCUCGCUGCCAGCGGGGAAGGGAACCACAGCCCAGGGAAUAGCACC
Molecule: messenger RNA, 3673 nt
Organism: Oenanthe melanoleuca
Lineage: Eukaryota; Metazoa; Chordata; Aves; Passeriformes; Muscicapidae
Product: pre-mRNA-processing factor 6-like
Biological process (GO): mRNA splicing, via spliceosome; spliceosomal tri-snRNP complex assembly
Cellular component (GO): U4/U6 x U5 tri-snRNP complex; catalytic step 2 spliceosome
Molecular function (GO): protein binding
Source: RefSeq, a predicted model, not a curated record